AUGAGUCUGUGGGUAGACAAGUAUCGGCCGACCUGCCUCGACAAGCUGGAUUAUCACAAACAACAAGCAUCUCACCUUAAACAACUGGUAGAGGGAGGAGACUUCCCUCAUCUUCUGGUGUACGGGCCGUCUGGUGCAGGCAAGAAAACACGUAUCAUGUGUACGUUGAGACAGCUCUAUGGGGCAGGUGUGGAAAAGCUCCGUAUAGAACAAUGCCAGUUCACAACCCCUUCCAACAAAAAGCUAGAGAUUUCUACUACAUCGAGCAACUAUCACAUUGAAGUGAAUCCAAGCGAUGUCGGUGUCUACGAUCGACUUGUGAUUCAAGAACUCAUUAAGAAUGCAGCUCAGGUCAACCAGCUAGACACUUCGACACAGAAGAGUUUUAAAGUGGUUGUUCUGACAGAGGUGGACAGGCUGACCAAGGAUGCCCAGCAUGCGCUGCGCCGCACCAUGGAGAAAUACAUGGCCACCUGUCGCCUGAUCCUGUGCUGCAACACCACCAGCAAGGUGAUUCCUGCCAUCCACAGUCGCUGUCUGGGCCUACGGGUCGCUGCUCCCUCGCUGGAGGAGAUCUGUCAGAUUCUCACCGUGGUCUGCAAGAAGGAGGGCCUAACGUUGCCACCAGAAAUGGCCAGAAAAAUUGCUGAGAAGAGUGGGCGCAACCUAAGACGAGCAUUACUGAUGUGUGAGGCAUGCAAAGUCCAGCAGUACCCAUUUAACACGGACAGAGAUGUCAGCGAGCCUGACUGGGAGAUAUUUCUGCGGGAAACUGCAAUCAUGGUUGCUCAACAGCAGUCACCAAAACGGUUGCUGGAAGUCAGGGCUAGACUGUAUGAGCUGCUGACACACUGCAUCCCUGCAGACAUCAUCAUGAAGGGACUGCUGCAGGAGCUGUUGUCUGUGUGUGAUGGGCAGAUCAAAGCCGAGGUGGUUCAGAGUGCAGCCUUCUACGAACAUCGCUUGCAGCAGGGGCAGAAGGCGAUCUAUCACCUAGAGGCUUUUGUCGCCAAGUUUAUGGCAAUCUACAAACGAUUCCUCGAGGAGGGGAUUGCCGAUAUGUUUUAG
This is a messenger RNA of Candidula unifasciata, 1068 nucleotides long. NCBI's taxonomy places the organism in Eukaryota, Metazoa, Mollusca, Gastropoda, Stylommatophora, Geomitridae. The record is from the annotation of a GenBank genome assembly.